Messenger RNA from Sclerotinia trifoliorum, 5146 nucleotides. The record is from the annotation of a GenBank genome assembly. Lineage: Eukaryota; Fungi; Ascomycota; Leotiomycetes; Helotiales; Sclerotiniaceae.
ACGCAGGCAGACAAACCUUCACCCGUUUAGAUGAGAAUACAUACAAUUAAAUACAUAUUUGACCACACUCUUGACAGAAAAUAAUUGUACAGAUUCCUCUUUUCUAACCACAAAACUUGUUAAUGCACCAGUUCCUUUUCUCUUGUUGCUUGUACCCUCCUCGCCAAAUUUGGAGAUUCAAUCACCGUUACACAUUCAAACAACCAAAAAUACAUUGAGUACCUCGGCGGGCCCAAAGUUUGCACUCGUCUUCAAGUGUCUUCUCAAAGCGUGUCCUUCCGAAUGCCAACCAGUAUAUUGAUCUUACUCCCAACUUCAACAUAUUCUCAAGUCUGCAACCUUCUUAGAGGCGGGGUAACUAAGUUGGAAACGAAUUACGUAGUAUCGGUAGGGAAAGCGUGCGGCAGAUAAGUGGAAGGUGCUAUGUUUGACUACGAGAAGAGCCCUGGACCAGGCAAGUUCUGCGACUCAUUUUUCUUAUGAGUUUAGAGACUCCAAGCCUCUCGCAUAUACUGGGACCUGGCUAAUGGUGUGUAAUCAUGUAGGGAAGACGGCCCCUAGGUUAGUGAACGAUCUACUUGAUUACGAUUUAAGGAGAAGCGCAAAGACGGGCAAACACAUUCUCGUAGAUCCGGCGCCAAUAUUCAAUGAAUCCCACGUUGAUCAAAGACUCAUUGCCUCCAAUUGUCACCAUGAGCUUUAUGAAAAAGACUCCCAAACUGCACCUCUCCGCCCACAUGAGAGACCAGAUCCCACAACAAUCUGCAAAAUAGCUGCAUACUGUUCUAAAUGCCGAUAUCAUUUCCUGAUAACAGUGGAUUUCCGGGACUGGAAAGUUGGACAAACUCCUUGUAAUUAUAUGGAUAUGGAAAACCCACUCCAUCACUUUCGAGUAGUUGAUUCUAUAUCGUCGCAGGACUCGAAAAACAAUUACAAAUUUGUGGUGCAUCAAUUUGCAUGCACUGCCACUAUCUGUCCAGCCAAAGUUGAAGUCAAAAUAUUGCCACCUAGGUUGUCCGCGAGUAUGAUAGCCCUCCUGAUAAAUCCUCAAGACACUUUAGCUCGUGGACAGAAAGUGAUUGAGGAAGAUCCCGCAAGAUUCCCGGGACACAGGCCGUUAUAUCCAUUUCAAGUUCUUGGCAAUCUGCGUAAAUAUUUACAAGACGCAGGAAGUGAGAAUAGAAGAGAUAUUGCAGCGAGAAACAAAAGGUUCAGAUUGGCAUUCGGAGACGAUUGUGACAGCCUACUGAGUUACCUGGGUUUCAAGCUCGAGCUGAGACCAUCGCCCAAUCCCGUAGUACGUAUUACAUCAAAAUACUAUGCCUUGUGGUUCGGGGUUUAGUUGACACGUUCUCUUUUUACAAUUCAGUCACAUCACUAACUUUUGUAUCAGGACGAAUUCGAAGCAUUUUGGAUUUUACCCGUUGUAGAUGACAAGAACCGCGUAUUCAUAGACGAUAUCACGUUCGAGCUUAACCAGCUCAUGCUUGAGCGACCAGAUAUGGAGCAAAAGGCACCUUCCGCUCAACCCCUCGACUCUCCCACCUAUGCUCUACCUGAUAUUUUACGAUCUUUGGCUUGCGAUAACUAUCCGAAAAGAGAUGCUGUUCAAAUCUUGGAUUCUAUGGAGCAUCCAUGUUACGCGAGCCUAGGCGCAGUCGAGCAAUUCACGGAUGACCUGUUAGCUUGGAGCUAUGACCGACAAUGCCAAUGUGAUCCGGAGAACAAGCCAUAUUAUCUGGACUGUUUGCGAGACCUUGGUAACGGACGUGGUAGUUCUGACCUACAAACGAAAGCUACAAUGAUCAUGUCUACUGGAGAAGUCAGCCUGAAAGAUAUCGAGCAAGCUUACUCAUUCUUCGCGCUUCGGAGAGGCGAGAUCAAGUCUGAGGCCGAUGACUACAUUAUUAAUGUUUAUAAGUCCCGUAUUGAUUCUGCACCUCGCCAGAAAGACGAGGCACGCGAAUGUCUGCGCGUGAUAGCAAAGGAUAGGCGAAGCACCGCUAUAGAAACUGUAGCGAACGAUAGGACAAUGACGUUUGAAGAAGCUCUCGAAUUCCUGAGUGUGACUUCAGAUACUGCGUCGGAUAGCAUUGAAGCUGCCGCGGUUGCAAUGGUAUGUUUAUAGCCUUCAAUAAGAGCUAUUUAAAGAAUCCCAACUAACUUUCAGAUAGUCUUUCGAAGGUGAUAAGGGUAAAGUUGCAAAAGCCUUAAGAGCUAUUGCUAACAACCGCGGUAAUGAUUAUACCCUGCAGCGUGCGGCCACAUCCAUGGAGUCAGGGACUGAAGAUUCAAAUCUUGACGUUGGCGAGGCGUAUAAUCGACUUCAAAUCAACGAUAGGCGUGCUCCAGAUGAUACUGUACUUGCCUAUUACGAAAGUUUGAGGGCUGGUGCUCCUGCUGGAUCAUCAGAUAGCUAUACAGAGGCGUUCCGGGUGAUAGCUCAUGAUCGACAGAGUAGUUACUUGUUAAGAAAACUUGAUGAUCCGCAUGCUGAUAUUCAAGCGGAAAAGUCAACAGUUAAUCAACCUGUUGGCCUGGACAACAUCGGGAAUACUUGCUAUCUGAACAGCCUUCUUCAAUAUUACUACACGGUCAAAUCUGUUCGACAGGUAGUUAUGAAUUUUGAACAAAAUCGCAUGUCCUUAAAUGAGGAAGAUAUCAAGAAGAAGCGUGUUGGAGGUCGUGCGGUCAGUAAGGCUGAAAUCAUCAAGGCUCAAAAAUGUAAGCUACGCAUACUUCCUCGGAGAUGUCAUUUCGCUAAUCGUAUCUAGUCGUGAUGGAGUUACACGAUCUUUUUGAAAAUCUGAAGACUGCCUCAACAAGAUCCGUCAAACCUACCAGAGAGUUAGCCGAAUUGACUAUAUUUAGCUCAGCAGCUGAAGCAAAUUUUCGACGAGCUUCUAUCAGUAGUCCGAGUGGUCCUCCAAACAUCGCAUCCAUGAUGAGCCCCAUCUUUGGACCGGAAGGUCCCCCAACGACCACAAUCCCUCCUCAACGUUCAAAUGGUGAGGACAUUGAAAUGGUCGAACGGCCUGAAGACAAAGACUCAAAUCAACGUGAUGAUAGUAGUGAAGGCACAUUAGUGGAGGCACCAGACAUGGAUGGCCUACCUCCAUACUCUGAUGUUGUUGGUAAAACAAGUGCAGCAGUAGAAAAAGUCUGGGCCAGCAAGACAGAGGACACUAGCAGUACAUUUGACGAUGCUGUCAUGGUCGAUGGUGAUUCGAUAUCCCAAGCUCCGGACGUCGUCCCCACCGCACCAGAUAAGCCACCUCCAAUUCCUCCAAGAAAUAAAGCUGGCCUUUCCAUACAGACAAGUGACCAAAAAGAGGUCAUCACCGACGAUGACUUAUGGAAAUUUGGAUCGCAGCAAGAUGUUACAGAGGUUAUUGGAAACGUGAUGUUUCGUUUACAAUGUGCUAUUAAACCAACCAGUAUCGAUCCUGUGUCUGGUGAGCAAAUCGACAAUAUCAGGGACACAUUUUAUGGUGCAAAUGCCUCCUACCUUAGAAAGUCGCAAAAGUUAGAGAAGAAAGUUGAGCCAUGGGCUAAUCUUAUCAUCUUCCCGGAUGAGAACAAAUCUCGAGACAUUUACGAAGCAUUAGAUGUGGUCUUUGAUGAACAGCAGGUACAUAUUGAUGGUACUGUUCAACCACAAUACGCAUCUAUUACUAAACUACCUCCCAUCUUACAAGUACAAAUCCAACGUACACGUUACGAUAAUAUUAAGCAUACGGCAUAUAAGAACAGAAAUGCGGUAAUAUUCCCAGAGACGAUAUACCUUGAUAGAUAUAUGGAUUCUGAAGAUCCUGACUCUACUUUGAUGCGUCGUCGCCAAGAAGCAUGGAAAUGGAAGGCUCGUAUCAAUACUCUGGAAGAGCGGCAACGGACCCUCGGGCAAGAGAAAACAGCAGAAGAAAUCUCUGUUUCUGAUGCGCUAUCCGCAGCACAUGGUUUUACUAAAAGUUUGCAGGAGAUGGAUGAUAUUGAAGUUGACACAGAUUUAAUCACAAUGCUUGAAGAACGUCAAGCAGAACUGACCCAAGAGAUUCAAAGAAACAACGAAGAAAUCCAGCUCCUCAAACAAAAACGAAAUGAACAAUUCACCAACAUGACAAAGUAUGAAUACAAACUUCAAACGGUAUUUAUCCAUCGUGGUGAAGCUGGUGGUGGUCAUUACUGGAUCUACAUAUAUGAUUUUGAAAAUGAUAUCUGGAGAGAAUACAACGAUGAAUAUGUUACGGAAGUGCGUGAUCGUCGUAGAAUCUUUGAACACGAAGCUGCUGGUGCGAGUGGCACUCCUUACUAUCUCGGCUACGUACGAAGUUCGGAUGUGAAGGAUUUGGUAGGAGCUGUGCAUAGGGAAUUGAGAGAAGUUGAGAUGCCAAAUUUACCUCCAGCUACAAGUACGAAUUCGUGGGCUAAAAACUUAGAGGAUGGUGUUGAGGUGCAUCAUAAUGAGGAUGUAGAGAUGGGGGAAGUGAAGAAUGCGGGAUUUGUGAACCCGCGGCACAUACACAUUAUGCCGAAGAAGGAUGUAGAAGAUAAGACGGGUGUUACUUCGCAAGUGCCAUUGGAUGAACAUGGCAAUGCGUGGUAAUAUUUUCAGUUAUGCUUCGGAGCUUGAAUGGGUAGAUGACUGAUUGGGACAUGGUGUUUAAUUCCAGGUAGUCUUGGAAGAAGGGAGCAUAUGGUGGGAAGACGGAAGAGGCAGAUUUGAUACUGGAUUAUUUGCUUUGAUAUGAUAUGGUAUGAUAUGAUUAACGAAUUGAAUGGAUUGGAAUGAGAUAGCAUGAUAUCCCAUGCGUGCGUUGCGUACACAGCUUGAACUUUUUAUCGUUUAUCUUCAGGUGUUGCGUACAUAUGAAUGGAUCAUGAUGGUAUUUCGGUAUUUGAUACCUCUCAUAUUUGUUGAGCGGGUCGUGAGCUUGUGAGCAUUGCUUGCUUGGUUGUCUAGAGAGAAUAAAGAAAUAGGAAUAAACUAAAGAUCGGUUGAUGGCAGAGAAUCUGUCUAUGAAGAUGAAGAUGGAGGUGAAGAUGAAUAAGUGUAUAUAGAAUUAAUGUGUUUGUUUUUUUAUGAAACAAUGAAUGAAGUUGGAGUAAGUAACUCUAUUCAUUAGUGUUAUAGAAUUCAAUCUACAGU